This is a messenger RNA of Papilio xuthus (Asian swallowtail), 1058 nucleotides long. RefSeq lists its product as uncharacterized. Gene Ontology annotation, biological process: DNA catabolic process. The coding region runs from base 39 to 1043 and encodes 334 amino acids. Gene Ontology annotation, molecular function: 3'-5'-DNA exonuclease activity; nucleic acid binding. The transcript has a single exon. Gene Ontology annotation, cellular component: cytoplasm. Lineage: Eukaryota; Metazoa; Arthropoda; Insecta; Lepidoptera; Papilionidae. The record is from RefSeq and is a predicted model, not a curated record.
AGCUUAGGUAAGCUAAGUACAAAGUUAUAUUUUUAAUAAUGGUACCUGUAGCAACAUACGUGUUUGUAGACUUAGAAACUACUGGCUUGCCUGUCGAGGAAACCAAUCGCACUAAAAUUACGGAACUAAGCAUGGUCGCUGUAAAGCGAGAACAUUUGCUAAGGACACUUGCCGGCGCAUCGCCUAGGGUUCAAAACAAGCUUACCCUUUGUUUCAAUCCAUGUAGAAUGAUACAUCCGGGUAGUACAGCUACAACGGGUCUUUGUAAUGACCUUCUCGAACAUGAAACAAAGUUUGAUAAGAAUGCCUUCAAUACUGUAAACUCAUUUCUUAAUAUUCUAACUAAACCAGUGUGUUUAAUCGCUCAAAAUGGACAUAAUUUCGAUUUUCCUAUUAUUAAAAAUCAUUUAGAGAAAUUAUCAGUUCAAUUUACUGAUGAUCUUUUAUGUGCUGACUGUUUGCAUGCCUUUUAUGAUAUCCUAGAAAAAGUGAAAAGUUCCAAUACGCAAGUUUUGGAACAAAAAACUUCAGAUCUCAUCAAAGAAAAUUCAAAUAUAAUAAACCCACAAUUGAAUGAGAAAAACUUUGAUGUUGACAAUCAACUUUCAAUGCAAACUAUUAAUGAAACAACACCAAAACAACAGAUAAUUAAAAGUGAAAUAGAAAAAUGUCUUGAUGAUACAAAUAUGUUUAACAUAAACAAUCAAAUUUCCAUGCAAAAGAUCAACGAAACAACACCAAAGCAACAACAAAUUAAAACUGAUCAGACAACAAGAAAACUUGACAGAAAGAAGCUAUCAAAAGUUCGUAGAAGAUUUCCAUGGAGUGGUGCAAAGCCAAAAGACAGUUACAAAUUAAAGAAUAUUUACGAGAGAGUAUUAAAUCGUGUAGGCAUUGAAGCUCAUCGUGCGGAAAAUGACUGUACAAUGGCUUUAGAAAUAUCUGCAGCGCUUAAUAACGAUUUUGUAAAGUGGGUAGAUGAAAAUCAUUGUUUAUUCUCUGAUGUUAAACCUAUGACCAUUGGAGUUCCGUUAGGAGAAUAAUGAAAAACAUUAUUU